CACAUACGGCAACUCUCCACAGGAAAAGCUGGAGACAGAAUGUGCAGCCCCUUCACAGCAGCUUUGGUGCGUUGUGCAGACCAAAUGGGAUCCUGCUAUACUUUGAUAGUUGGUUAAUUACUCAUAUGAUACCACACAGAUGUCUGGGGGCUCUAGCUGAAUUCUCAUCUCCCUAACUCACUGAGUGACUGACUGACGGGAUCCUGGGGAAGGCAGACAUUUAAGGAGCGGUAGCUCUGGUAAAGAGUACUAACCCAACGCUUAUCAACACAUCUGGAAAUCAAAGCGAGAAGUGUGUUCAGCAAUGGGCUCUACAACACUACAUGUGUUUUUGCUAAUGGCCAUCAUGGUCACUGGAGGAAUAUGUCAGUUAAACAGCACAGAGGAGCUUCAGGACACUUUCCUUCAAGGCUCCACAACCUCCAAAACCAACAUCCAUAUGGGUCUCCAGCCUUCCCCUCAGCCCACCUCCAGAAAAGCCCUGAUGGGUAACAACACCAGACCUAGGGGCCCUCCAGCCUGCAAGGCUCCCACCUCCAUCAAGCUCUAUUUCAAGUAUAUUAACACAAUAAUUUCCUGUGCUGUGUUUGUGGUGGGAAUGGUGGGUAACGCCACAUUGCUGAGGAUUAUAUACCAAAACAAGUGUAUGAGAAAUGGGCCCAAUGCCCUCAUUGCCAGUCUGGCUCUUGGAGAUCUUAUCUACAUCAUCGUAGAUAUCCCUAUCAACGUCUACAAGUUACUUCUAACAAAAUGGCCAUUUGAUGACAGCUCCUUUGGACUUUUCCUGUGUAAGUUGGUGCCCUUCCUUCAGAAAACAUCUGUGGGAAUUACAGUACUCAAUUUGUGUGCCUUGAGCGUGGACAGGUACAGGGCUGUAGCCUCCUGGAGUAGAGUGCAGGGAGUUGGCAUUCCCCUUUUUACUGCCUUUGAGAUCGUCUCCAUUUGGGUCCUGUCCAUCAUCCUGGCUGUGCCAGAGGCAGUGGUCUUCAACAUGGUCACCUUCACUUACAACAACCAAACAAUCCACACGUGCAUGCUCAAGCCUCAAUCCAGUUUCAUGAUGUCCUAUGUAGAUUGGAAAGACUGGUGGCUAUUUGGCUUUUACUUCUGCGUGCCGCUGGCCUGCACAGCCAUUUUCUACACCCUCAUGACAUGUGAAAUGCUCAACCACAGAAAUGGAAGCCUUCGGAUUGCCCUCAGUGAACACCUCAAACAGCGACGUGAGGUGGCUAAGGCAGUCUUCUGUCUAGUGCUGAUCUUUGCUCUUUGCUGGUUCCCCCUGCAUCUCAGCAGACUCCUGAAGAAAAUGGUUUAUGUUCCUAAUGAUGAAAGACGUUGUGACCUACUCAACUUCCUGUUAAUCAUGGAUUAUUUCGGCAUAAACUUGGCCACUGUCAACUCUUGCAUCAAUCCCAUCAUCCUCUACUUUGUCAGCAAGAAGUUCAAGAAUUGCUUUAAGUCCUGCCUGUGCUGCUGGUGUUACACCAAGAACCAGGUGUCAAGCUCUGGCCCCAUGAAUGGCACCAGCAUUCAGUGUAAAAACCAUGAGCCCUGCAACCUCAAUACUGACAGAAGCCUUCGUAAAAACAGCGACUGAUAGGUGAGCAUGGAGGACUCGCUACAGCCACAGUCUACAAUCAUGCUUAAAACACAUUAUCAAAAACAGACAGUGUGCAACUCUGAGGUGUCUAACAUUAUAACCUUUUGUACGAUGGAAACUAGAGGCCAUUCGUGCUUGGCACAGUAUGAGACUGGUUUUAUAUAUAUAUAGCUGCAGACAAUGAACCUGAUAUAUUUAAAGUCUUCCGUAGACCCGGAGCAGCUGUUCCCAUAGACUCUCAGUGUUGUUUUGUUGAAUGAGAAGAGGAAGGAGUGAAGAGCAACAGGAUGCAGCUGAACCUAACAGCUAUAAACUAAUCUUCAUCAGGAGCUCGACGUGUUUUCCCUACGUAAACACUGCCCCAUGAACGUGCUUUGGAUCGUCACUGUCCGACGUGAAAGGAAGUUGGAGAAAGGAAGAGUGAAGUGGGGUGUGUCAAUAUGUUUUUGUGUGUGUGUGUGAGUGUGUGUGUAUGAGCUUUGCCAAAGAAAUUCCCAGCAUGACACUGAGGAUGCAGCCUUUAUCCUUCAAAUUCAGUGUCCAGUUUAAUGUCCAUUUGUUAUUGUUAGUGUGGACACAGUCAUAGCUCUACUAUUAUAAAGAGAAACAGAAACAUGCAAGUACAGUUCAGGUCACCACCUGCCUCAAACUUAUUUAGAUAUUGUACGCUGGACGUCACCUCUGUAUAUUUAGUGAGGUAGGAAGAUAAUGAAGAUAUAUAUAUAUAUAUUUUUUUUUUUUUUUUUUUUUUUUUAACCGGCCAUUGUGUUUGAAAACGGAAUUGCUAUGUUUCAUACAUAUAUAUGCUUGGGAGGUGGCCUUAUCUCUAUUGCCUAACCUUGUCUAAGGUGUCUAAGAUGAAUCUGUAAUAUCAAAAUGAAAUUAAAAAUGCGCUUCACUGUACUGUACUGUAUCAAUCAACAUGCUACUGCAAAUCUCACAUUUUCCAGCUCUAUUCAUUAGCCAUCAAUUCCAGCAAUAAGGAGGCAAAUUGGAUCUUGACCUCUGUGGAAUUUAAGAGUAAUUUCUAGGAAGGCAUCCAAUUGCAAGAAAUGUUGGGUCAUAGUGUGUUAUACACACAAAGAGAUAAAAAAGGAAGAAAAAUAAUUUCUGUAUUCUGAGCAAAAGGGCACAGGGAAGGGGUCUUUCUGUAAUCAAAACCAAAAGAGAUAUACAGUACAAACAUAUCCUUGCUUUAUUUUGACACUGUGAAUUUUAAGAAAACUCAUAAAUGUUGGUAAGCUUGUAUACAUUGCUUUAAUAUUCCUAAUAUUUAAUGGCCUUGGUAUUUGUAAACAUUUGCAUUUGCAUCUGUAAGUUGAAAUAUUUGUUUUCUUAAAGUAAUAUUCCGGGUUCAAUACAAGUUAAGCUCAAUCGACAGCAUUUGUGGCAUAAUAUCGAUUACCACAAAAACUAAUUUUGACUCAUCCGUCCUAUACUUAAAAAGCAAAAAUUAAAGUUGCAGUAAUGAUCUUACAAUGGAAGUGAAUGGGGCCAAUUUUUGAGGGUUUAAAGGCAGAAAUGUGAAGCUUAUAAUUUACACAUAUUAAUUCUUCUGUUAAAACUCAUGUAUUAUUUGAGCUGUAAAGUUGUUUAAAUUGUCAUUUUUACAGUCGUUUUAGGGUUUUGGGGUUUGUUGACAUUACAUCGUCAUGGCAACAAAGAUGUAAAAUUGGCUAUAACUUUACACAGAAAAGGUUAGUAAGUGUAUUCAUCACACAGAAAUCAUUUUAACAUGACUAUUGUUCAUGUCUUGAGGCUAUACUUUUUAAAAUAGUGAGUAUUUAAAUGUUUUUGGAUUGGCCCCCAUUUACUUCCAUUGUAAGUGCCUCACUGUAACCCAGAUUUUUUUUUUUUUUUUUUUUUUUGAUUUUUUUUUUAUUAACAA
This is a messenger RNA of Myxocyprinus asiaticus (Chinese sucker), 3488 nucleotides long. Its product is annotated as endothelin-1 receptor-like. Lineage: Eukaryota; Metazoa; Chordata; Actinopteri; Cypriniformes; Catostomidae. The record is from RefSeq and is a predicted model, not a curated record. Gene Ontology annotation, biological process: vasoconstriction; G protein-coupled receptor signaling pathway; enteric nervous system development. Gene Ontology annotation, molecular function: endothelin receptor activity. Gene Ontology annotation, cellular component: membrane. Bases 305 to 1597 code for a protein of 430 amino acids. The transcript has 8 exons.